AUGAACAAUGCCGUACCACCUAUAAAAGAUGAGCGCCAGAAUCUAGCUCAUUCAGAAACACCCACAUGUCGUCUUGCCUGCUCAUUCUCUUUGUUGUGUUGCCUGUAUGCUCAGGGAAUCUGCGCCCAUCUGGAGAUGGAAAGCCGGAACCGUUUGUUCAGAACCUGUGCACCACUUGCAUACAGUCCUGCCAAGCGAGCUGCAAGUCCUACAACUGUAACUGCCAACAAUCAUGCGCUAACAUCUGUGGAGCAACUCAAACUUCCUGCAGCUCUUGCAUGCAGUCGUGUCAAACGAGCUGCAAGUCCUGCGAUUGCCAUCGAUCCUGUGCCAACGUGUGCGGAGAAGUUCACAUUUGGCAGUUGUAACUGCCAACAGACCUGCGCAGUUCCAUGUGGAAUUCAGACUCAGCAAGUACAACAAGUAGAAACGGUGCCGCCAGUAAAGCCCAUCUCAUGCAAUUCCUGCCUGCAAACAUGCCAAGCAGGCUGUAAACCGUACGAAACCUGUAAUUGCCAGCAGUCAUGUGCCAAUGUCUGCCAAGGAAACUAUGUGGUACCACAACCGGUAGCACCCAUGCCUCUGCAACCUGCACCUAUUCCAACCGUUCCGGCUGUUCCUCAGUUUCCCACUCUGUAUCAGCCUCAAUUCAUUCUCACCCCUUGCCAAAAGCAAUGCAUAAGAGAGUGUGGCACUUUCUGCGGAACCUCAAGAAUGUGUCUGGACUCCUGCCAAACUGCAUGUGGAGCACAGUGCAGCCAGGUUCAGUUCAACACCUGCCAGAACUCGUGCCAAAACCAGUGCGGAGGCGUUUGCUCGUCACGGCCAUGCAUGAACUCUUGUAACGCUCAGUGUCGCUCUUCAUGUAGUACUUGUACUCGAACUCCUUGUGUGGACACGGUUCCUACAACGCAGCAAUCAACUUGUAUGCAUAUUUGCCAACGCUACUGUAUGAACAGCUGUCAAUCUAUACCAUGGUUGGAACCUUGCCAACAACGAUGCCAAGAUAUUUGCUCACAAGCAUGUGAUGUAGUACAACAGAUCGUUAAGUCGGUCUACUCCAUAGAAGUUGCUCCCAAUGCCGCUGAAGUGAAAGCAGAGUCAAAGAAAGGUAAUCUUCAUAUAAUCCUGAUGUUCCUCUUCUUCCUCGUUGCAGUGGCCUUUCUCUCCAUGCUAAUCGGUUUCUGGAUACUACUUUUUCAUCUUUAUUCUAUGGCCUACGUAAUGCCUCUGAUUCUUCUCACUUUCGCUGGCUACUUGCUCCUAUUUGGGAACCUUGGAGUUGCUUGCUUGAAUCCGAAGUCUGCCGUCAAAGACAUUGCAUCGACUACCGUAUGA
Molecule: messenger RNA, 1338 nt
Organism: Haemonchus placei
Lineage: Eukaryota; Metazoa; Nematoda; Chromadorea; Rhabditida; Trichostrongylidae
Source: the annotation of a GenBank genome assembly